Messenger RNA from Amorphotheca resinae ATCC 22711, 1596 nucleotides. RefSeq lists its product as hypothetical. The transcript has a single exon. The annotation marks the transcript as partial. NCBI's taxonomy places the organism in Eukaryota, Fungi, Ascomycota, Leotiomycetes, Helotiales, Amorphothecaceae. The record is from RefSeq and is a predicted model, not a curated record.
GUGUUGACCAUCGCGGUCGGUGGAGGCUGUCGUCCGGAAGAGGCACCGCUCGCUUCCACGGCCAAGUUCCCGCAAAGCAGCGCAACGGCCUCUGGCACCACCCCACUCCCCGUCGUCCACGCGCCGCUUUGACAGCUUCAGAGCUCCUCCACCACAGCACAACAAAGAAGGUUUGACUGCAGGCGCCUUCGCUCUCGCGCCCUUCAAGCGCCCAUCUGACUGUGCUCAACCUCCAUAGCGCUGGCUGCUAUCCCGCUCUCUUACUCGUCCUGCCUCUGCUUUGCCCGGUAAAAGCAGCACGUCAAGGACCCGUUUCAAGCCAUCACACUCCUGUAUAUUACUUCUUCGACGCCCCGAUCACGAUACCUUUCUUCUCCUACGGACUUCCCGUCGUCGCAAGCGUGCCCACCUCUUGUGCUCCGAAUCAUUCUCUUGAUCUAUCGGACGCUCAUUGCUCUUGACUGGAGCCACAAUGGGUUCAACUACCAAGCCCAAGCUUGCACAGCUUAAGACGCCAGUAUCCUCCACCUUUCCCUCGGAGCUGUCAGCUCUCUCUGCGCGGACGCCUCGGACGGGCUUUGCGGAUUUCAUCAAGCAGGAGGAUAUCAAGACUCCCAUCACGCCUCCAACUGCAUAUACAGACUUCCUCAAGACUAUGGCGAGUCCAGUGCCGGGAGAGAAGUCAUCUGGAAGAACCACACCUACCUCGGUCCCUUCCACCAAUUCGAGCGAGAAUAGCGACUGCUCUUGCAAUUGCGAUACCCACAAGUCACCCACCUCAGCUGUGCCUCCAACAACGCCCUUCGUCUACCCAUCUAGCGCGCGUUCAACCUCAUGGUUAGGACGUCUUCGAAUCCCACCUUCGCCCGCAACCCCCGGUGCUGAAUCGCCGUUGAGCGCACCACUAACCGCUUCCUCGGCGGUUCAUUCUCCUUUCAGUGCACGCAGUGCACGAGGUGCCCGGUCCCCUUAUGAUUGGGAUUUCCAGAGCAAGGGAAGAUAUUUCGAUAUCAAAUCACCCAAGACAGCCAGAUCAAGUGUUCGCCAAGUCCGAGAAAUUGUCACGCGAACCGUCACAUAUACACCUCGGAUGAGCCCUGCGCCUAAAGGAAAGAGGAGGAAGAUUGAAUAGUGCAUGGAGACCUUAUUAUCAUGAUGCAUCCCGGUCUCGACCCAUUUUACCAUUCUCGAAAUCUCUACAAUAUUUCCACACUACGUCUACUUUGUCAAACGCCACACCUACAAUAACUUUCGAUAAACGACCGUCAUUCACGAUUUCACGCCUUCUCUUCUUGUUCGUUUGAUGAAAAUAAGGGGCCUAGAAGUCUCAGUUAGGGAGGAAAAUGGGAGGCUUCAUGUUUCGCUAUCUUGCUCGGCGCACGGCCUGGAGCAUGUGGGAGUAAGGUAACGGAUAGGGCCGAGAGAGCAAGCGGGGUUUGGCUUUCACCCCGCCAUGCCAUCGACCAGUUUAAAGGAUUGGAGGGUAUUAUUCUCUAUGGGCAACCCAACAACUGUAGUAGGCGUACAUCGGCGUACAGCGGGAUGGGACUGGGUUGGGUUGACUUGUAUGGAUUGGAGAAAGAGGCGCAGGAAGGG